Molecule: messenger RNA, 2337 nt
Organism: Gasterosteus aculeatus aculeatus (three-spined stickleback)
Lineage: Eukaryota; Metazoa; Chordata; Actinopteri; Perciformes; Gasterosteidae
Source: RefSeq, a predicted model, not a curated record
AUUCACACUUGUUGCACAAAGCGCUGCUUGUGCGUUGCUUACAUUGUCAUGUUGGGUCUCGCUGCUCGUUUAUAAUGAUGUUCUUCAUGAUCAUUGAACACUUCUACAGCAUAAAGACUCGUCUUGUGAGGAAUGGAGCCCCGCACACUUAGUGCACGGCCCAGGAUGGACAGCCUGGACCCCGAAAUCCUGUACGUCUCUCCAGAGCAGACGCUACCGCUCUCUGCCCCGGACGUCCCCAGCUUGGCACUAGUGGGAAAUCGAGACUCAUCAGACCAGGCAACUUUUUUCCAGUCUUCAACUGUCCAAUUCUGUGGGAAGAAGAUGAAUGGGUCUCUGGACCACCCUGACCAACCAGAUGUUGAUGCCAUUAAGAUGUUCGUGGGGCAGAUUCCCCGGUCCUGGUCCGAGGAGCAGCUUCGGGAGCUGUUUGAGCCGUACGGAGCGGUCUAUGAGAUAAACGUUCUCCGAGACCGCAGUCAGAACCCCCCUCAGAGCAAAGGCUGCUGUUUUAUAACUUACUACACCCGCAAAUCAGCCCUGGAGGCCCAGAAUGCACUGCACAACAUGAAGAUCCUCCCAGGGAUGCACCACCCGAUCCAGAUGAAGCCAGCGGACAGUGAGAAGAACAACGCCGUGGAGGACAGGAAGCUUUUCAUUGGAAUGAUCUCCAAGAAGUGUAACGAGAACGACAUCCGGAUGAUGUUCUCAGCAUACGGGCAGAUAGAGGAGUGCCGGAUCCUCCGAGGGCCCGAUGGACUCAGCCGGGGUUGUGCGUUUGUGACAUUCACAGCUAGACAGAUGGCCCAGUCAGCCAUCAAGUCCAUGCACCAGUCCCAAACCAUGGAGGGCUGCUCGUCGCCCAUCGUGGUGAAGUUUGCAGACACGCAGAAGGACAAGGAGCAGAAGCGAAUGGCCCAACAGCUGCAGCAGCAGAUGCAGCAGCUCAGUGCUGCUUCCAUGUGGGGAAACCUCACGGGGCUCAACAGCCUGGGCCCGCAGUACCUGGCAGUGAGUCUCUACUUACAGCUGCUGCAGCAGUCGGCCUCUACGGGGAGCGCACUCAGCAACCUGCACUCGGCCUCAGGUCUUAAUGCCAUGCAGAACCUGGCUGCUUUAGCGGCAGCAGCGAGUGCCACACAGGCCACGCCCACGGGCUCCAGCGCCAUGACAACAUCUAGUAGCCCUCUCAGUGCACUCACAAGCUCAGCAGGCUCCUCCCCCACCUCCAGCAGCAACUCGUCAGUGAACCCCAUGGCUUCUCUGGGGGCCCUGCAGUCUCUGGCUGCCAGUGCUGGAGCCGGCCUCAACAUGGGCUCCCUGGCAGGCAUGGCAGCACUGAAUGGCAGCCUGGGCUCCGGAGGCCUGUCCAAUGGCUCAGGGAACACCAUGGAGGCCCUGAGCCAGGCGUACUCGGGCAUCCAGCAGUACGCCGCGGCCGCCCUCCCCAGCCUCUACAACCAGAGCCUGCUGUCUCAGCAGAGCGUCUCCGCCGCAGGCAGCCAGAAGGAAGCCAGCCACAGUCGAAGCUCCGGUCCAGAAGGUGCCAACUUGUUCAUUUACCACCUGCCCCAGGAGUUUGGGGACCAGGACCUGCUCCAGAUGUUUAUGCCCUUUGGAAACGUCAUCUCUGCUAAAGUCUUCAUUGACAAACAGACGAACCUCAGCAAGUGUUUUGGUGAGUUCAUGCGAGUCAUUUAAUGACCUAUGAAAUAUCUAAAUCGGCUCCCUGGUGAUCUAAUUGUAUAAAGCUUCAAGUAAGCUAGAUGAAUUAAUUAAGCAUCAGCCAAGGUUUCUGUGCUUCUGGUUUCAAACUCUUGUCUUUUUGCUUUUCAUGAUUGACAGAUGCUCGGGUUCAUUUUUGCACACGAGGACGGAGGAUUUCUUUCCUGUGAAUUCAUUCUUGGCACAAAAGGCCAAAUAGAACCAGUUUGUGUUGAGCGAUAUAGCGAUUAAAAGGCCGCGCGUGAAACAUGAGACCAACUCAAAGCUCCACAUUAAACUCACAUUAGCAUCACCUGCUGCCAAUAUUGUUUUAACCAAAAAAGCCAACCGGGAUUAAAACACAGAAUCCGUCCCCUGCAAGCCUGUUUGGAGCCAUUACCCACAAUGCCGUCCUCAGCAGUGCGCUUCGUUAGCAAAUAACUCGCCUGCUCUCACAGAAAUGUAACGUGGCAGAAGCCUCAUGUAUUUUUGUCAGCUGCACUGACUCGACUCAAUCCGACGCCGUCCUCGUCCGCAGGUGAUGAUUGGCUACUUUAAGACGGCCUUCUGGGUAACGGUUACGAGCACUGGAGAGAACAAUGUGGGGAGGGGUUUUAAGUGGUCUUCUGUUGC